AUGGCCCUCUAUAAACACGGAAACUCUUCAAAGUCUGUAGCCGCGCCAGCGACCACUGAAUUCGACAUCUUAAAGGCAUCCCACAAAUUCCUACGCGAGGACGAGGAGGGCCCGAAGUUAUCUUGGAAUGAGCAACUUGCUAAGAAGUACUAUGACAACCUGUACCGCGAGUACGCGGUGUGCGACCUAAAGCAUUACAAGACAGGAAACUUUGCCCUGCGGUGGCGCACAGAAUCAGAAGUCAUCUCUGGAGCGGGCGAGACGACAUGUGGCAACACCCGUUGUCCCCUCCACACAGCCUCCUACGCGGAGCGCAAGUCACUCAAGACGCUCGAGCUACCGUUCUCCUACAUUGAGGAUGCAGAGAGCAAAUUUGCGCUGGUCAAAGUGGUCCUGUGCGAUAAGUGCUUCAAAAAGCUGAUGUGGAAGCGGAACAAGGAGAAGGAGAAGGCAGGGGAGAGUUUAGAGAAGGAAGGGGGGCAAGGUGUGGCGGUGCAGAAGGUCAAGCAGGAGGAAGUUGAAGGCGAUGUACCCCCGUUGAAGGCCAGCCCUUCGCACAAACGCAGUGGCAACAUCAACGAUCGUCCACGCAGAAAUGAGGAGGAAGAGGAAAGUGACCGGACACGUCGCCGAAGACACUCGAGAUCUCGCUCUCCAUCUUACUCCAGAAGGCAUGAUCGUACCCGGGACCAUACACGAGGUUAG
Molecule: messenger RNA, 705 nt
Organism: Postia placenta MAD-698-R-SB12
Lineage: Eukaryota; Fungi; Basidiomycota; Agaricomycetes; Polyporales; Adustoporiaceae
Exons: 3
Coding region: 1-705 (234 amino acids)
Biological process (GO): dephosphorylation
Molecular function (GO): phosphatase activity
Source: RefSeq, a predicted model, not a curated record